AUGGCCCCCACCGUGAAAGUUAACGACGUCGUUCCCAGCGGCACCUUCACCUACGUUCCGUACACCCUAGAACUCGACGCCCACACCGCGUGCGGCAUUCCCAUCCAGCUUUCCACAAAUGAGUGGAAGGGCAAGAAGGUCGUUAUCUUCUCUGUCCCGGGCGCCUUCACGCCGACGUGUCAUGUUAACCAUCUCCCGCCGUACCUGGAGAAGUACGACCAAUUCAAGGCGAAAGGAGUCGACGUCCUCGCAGUCGUCGCCGCGAACGAUGCUUUUGUUAUGAGUGGUUGGGCACGUUUCCAGGAGCUUAAGGACAAGAUCCUCGCGCUCUCGGACGCCGAUGCGGCGUGGUCCAAGUCGCUGGGCCUUACCGUGGAUCUGUCAUCUCGCGGCCUCGGUGUCCGCACCGCACGCUAUGCGAUCAUCCUCGACGACCUCGUCAUCAAAUACGUCGAGGUUGAACCUGGAACCGAUGUCACCGUGUCCGGCGCAGACGCUGUGCUCGCACAUCUCUAG
Messenger RNA from Sparassis crispa, 516 nucleotides. RefSeq names its product Putative peroxiredoxin. Gene Ontology annotation, cellular component: mitochondrion; cytoplasm; peroxisome. Gene Ontology annotation, molecular function: thioredoxin peroxidase activity. The record is from RefSeq and is a predicted model, not a curated record. Gene Ontology annotation, biological process: cell redox homeostasis; cellular response to oxidative stress; hydrogen peroxide catabolic process. The coding region runs from base 1 to 516 and encodes 171 amino acids. The transcript has 5 exons. NCBI's taxonomy places the organism in Eukaryota, Fungi, Basidiomycota, Agaricomycetes, Polyporales, Sparassidaceae.